This is a messenger RNA of Meloidogyne enterolobii, 558 nucleotides long. The record is from the annotation of a GenBank genome assembly. Lineage: Eukaryota; Metazoa; Nematoda; Chromadorea; Rhabditida; Meloidogynidae.
AUGUAUCUUUCGCUGCUCACCUCUUCGUUCAUAACGACUUCGCUACUUGAUUGCUGCUGUUGUAAGAAGAAAAAGAAGGCAAAUAAAGUUGGAGGUAAAUCUAGCAGACCUCGUAAAUUGGCCUCUGUAACUCCAGAAAAGGAGGCGACCCGUGUUGCUGCUGCUGGUAAGAAACCAACAACUAUCCCCAGCCCGCCGAAGACACAAGUUGGAAAGAAGACAAAGGCAAACACUGAGGAAACCACUACAACUAAAAAAGUUCGAUCAAAAGAAUCAAAGAAAUCCAAGCAAUCAAAGAAGGCGAAACUCUCAAAGUCUGGUUCACCCAAAAAUUCCAAGCAUUCGCGCAAGCACAAAAAGGAUAAGGAUGAUGGAGGUGAUUCAGAAUCGUCGAAAGGGGCUUUGGCGGAUGUUCAUUUGAGUGCUGAGCCAAUCAAACCGAGGUCAUUCGUCCUUGAUGAGAAGGAGGCAAGAAUCAAGAAUGAGAGUUUGAAGAAAGAAGAGGCAGAUCCAUAUCCUACAAUUUCGGCUUUUCUUUCGGAUAAAGACGAUGAUUAA